GGUUUGUGGAGUGUUCCGGCAGUGCUGUCAUUCAUAGCGUGGUGCAUAUCGAGCUUCCUCUGCCUAUUCAUGAACAAGUACACUCUCUCCACUUUGGGAGUAGAGGCAUUUUUUUUCUCUUUGAUUCAGAUAGCAGUGAGUGUGGUGCUUGGCUUCAUAAACAUGUACAUCCCUUGCUACAUGGGCAAACCUACUAAGGAUUGGGGCAGGAGGUCUCAGAAGUUUUACACCAGCAUGGGAUUUGUGGGUAUUAGUAGGUUUUUGGUGGUUUUUCUGAGUUUGCUCUCACUUGAAUAUGUGGCAGUGUCUUUCACAGAAACAGUCAAGAGUUCGGCGCCACUGUUCACAGUUGUCAUAUCCUGGCUGGUAGUUGGCGAGAGAAAUGGCCUACCUGUUCUCCUGUCUCUCAUCCCUAUAAUGUUAGGUUUGAUGAUGUGCACGCACUAUGAAGCCAGCUACAACAUGAUGGGAUUCAUGGCUGCCAUGGGAACCAACCUGGCUGAAUGUCUGCAGUUUGUCCUCUCUAAAAAAGCCUUGAGUACUGACAUCACGAAGACAACACCUGCAGAAUUUCAGUUCUACAGCUGUUUAGCAUCAACAGUCAUUCAACUACCAAUAUGUCUCUUCUUCAUGGACUACUCAACUGCCUUCGACAGCACGACGAUGCUGACGUUUGCAUGGAUGCUGGUCAAUGGACUCAUGUAUCACGUGCAGACGAUGACUGCCUGGGUCCUUAUGGAGUAUGUCAGUCCUGUCACUCACAGUGUAUGCAACACGGUGAAGAGAGCAAUGGCGAUCUGGCUGUCCAUCUACUUCUACGGCAACCCGGUGACCUUCUUGGGUGGGGUGGGCACUGUGGUGGUCAUCCUUGGAGUCCUAUUCUACAACAAAGCCAGGGAGCAUGAACAAAAUUCCUUCAAA
This is a messenger RNA of Helobdella robusta, 921 nucleotides long. RefSeq lists its product as hypothetical. The record is from RefSeq and is a predicted model, not a curated record. Lineage: Eukaryota; Metazoa; Annelida; Clitellata; Rhynchobdellida; Glossiphoniidae. Gene Ontology annotation, cellular component: Golgi apparatus. The transcript has 5 exons. The annotation marks the transcript as partial. Gene Ontology annotation, molecular function: antiporter activity.